UCCCCGGCAGCUCCGCGUCAGGGCUGCGCUCGGACCGGCUGCAGCACUCAGGAGGUGACAGCGCCGACCACCACCUCCCCCCGGGACGUUUCUGGGGUAUCUCUCCCUCUUUCUGCCGCCGGAGGCAGCUGAGCUCCCGCUGCGCCGGGAUCCGCGGGGCCGUGCUCGGUCGGCGGAUGGACCCGCAGCCCGGCGCCAGGAGCUGCAGCCGCGGGGCUCCCGCCUGCGAGGUGGGGCCACCCGAGCCCCCCAUGAACCUCUACAUCCACACCACCACCGGCACCCGCUAUGAGCUCUCGGUGCCCGCCGAAGAGACGGUGGAGGGGCUGAAGCGGCGGCUGUCCCAGCGCCUCAAGGUGCCCAAGGAGCGUCUGGCGCUGCUGCACAAAGAGAGCCGCCUCAGUUCUGGCAAACUGCAGGACCUGGGGGUCGUGGAAGGCAGCAAGUUGACAUUGGUGCCCACCGUGGAGGCUGGCUUGAUGUCCCAGGCGUCCAGGCCAGAACAGUCGGUGAUGCAAGCUCUGGAAAGCUUAACUGAAACUCAGGUCAACGACUUCUUGUCAGGCCGGUCCCCGCUGACCCUGGCCCUGCGCGUGGGUGACCACAUGAUGUUCGUGCAGCUGCAGCUGGCGGCUCAGCAGAGCACCGGACAGCUCCAGCACCGGCACCUCAUCGCCAGCCGCGGCGAGGCGGGGGCCAGCGCCAGCCCCCACUGCCGGACGCUGCACGGGGCCGGCGGCUCAGGCUUCGCCCGCAUCCCCGUGGUGCCCACGUGCCAGCAGAGCCCGGCCCCCAGCCCCACGCCCGCCGCGCCGGCACCCCCCGUGUACUGUAACGCCCCUCACGCCGCUCCCGUCACCGCCGGGAUGUUCCGGUCGCACGGGGCCAGCACGCAGACGGUGAACAGCAGCGUGGUCUCCUCCUGCUCAGAGGUGGACUGUGGUUCCCGCAGCAGCAGCUCCCCGGGCAGCAGUCCGGCCCCCUCAGCCCGAUCCCGCAAGCCCGGGGCGGUCAUCGAGAGCUUCGUCAACCACGCGCCUGGGGUCUUCUCAGGGACCUUCUCCGGCACUUUGCACCCCAACUGCCAGGACAGCAGCGGGCGGCCACGGCGGGACAUCGGCACCAUCCUGCAGAUCCUCAACGACCUCCUCAGCGCCACGAGACACUACCAGGGCAUGCCCCAGUCCCUGACACAGCUCCGCUGCCAGACGCAGUUCUCCUCCUCCUCCUCUUCCUCCUCCUCCUCGCCGCCUGCCUCUCCGGACCUCGCCACCAAAACUACCUCAGAGCCGCUGCCGGCGGCCGCCGCCCCCACCCUGCACCCCGUUGUCCAGUGCCAAAGCCAGAUCCGGAUGUGCAAGCCCAGUGGGGACCGGCUGCGGCAGACGGAGAACCGGGCGACGCGCUGCAAGGUGGAGCGGCUGCAGCUGCUGCUGCAGCAGAAGCGGCUGCGGCGGAAGGCGCGGCGGGACGCGAGGGCUCCGUACCACUGGGUGCCCAACCGCAAGGCCGGGCGCACCAACAGCAACAGCAGCGUCUCCAGCGAGGGCAGCCUGGACCUGGACUUCGAGGACUCGGUCUGGAAGCCGGAGGUCAAGGCCGAGAUGAAAUCCGAGUUUGUCGUAGCAUAGAGAGCCGGGGCCCCGGGGGACUGUGCCGGGGGGUCCCGCUCGCCACCCCCGCUGUGGGGAGGCAGCGCUGGUGUCGCGGGCCGGGGCUCCUCGAGAUUUGCUGUUUCCUGCGACCAGACGCCUUGGGCUGACCUGCGUGUCAGGGGGAGCCUCCCACCCCCCUGCUCGGUUGGGUUUGGGGCGAUGGUGGGGGAGCAGCAGGAGCUGCCCCCUCCCUGCAGCCUCCCCAGCUGGGGGGAGGGUCCAGGCACCCAAGGGGGGGCCCUGGGGCGUAUCGAAGCUGCUGCUUUGCUGUGAAGAGGGGCACAGCCGGGUGGGCUCUGGCCCCACCUUGUGCCAUCCCCCCCGGCGCAGGCAGGAGGAGAUGAAGUCUCUCUCGGAGGUGCUGGAGCCCCCCGGAUUUGGGGGCCGUUUGUUUUCCUUCCCUUCUAUAUGUAGCAUUGCUCGGCUGUGGGGCUGGGCCCCCCCGGGCGGCCGGGGGGACAACGUGUGCCUGGGCCCCACCACCGCAGCCUGGGGAGGGGGGACGGGGGUGGGAGGGCUU
Molecule: messenger RNA, 2175 nt
Organism: Parus major (Great Tit)
Lineage: Eukaryota; Metazoa; Chordata; Aves; Passeriformes; Paridae
Gene: MIDN
Product: midnolin
Exons: 8
Coding region: 177-1631 (484 amino acids)
Cellular component (GO): nucleus
Molecular function (GO): protein binding
Source: RefSeq, a predicted model, not a curated record